GUCUCGUCAACGCGCGCUCUCAUCGCACUCUAGCUUCUCGUGAUUUCAUGGUUUCGUAGCUCGUUCGUUCGGUGACGCUCUUCGAGAUAACGGAUGAAUAAAGGAUAUCGACGAGGAGUGUAUCACGUUCUGAACGACGAUCUGACUUGUGCGCGCGAGUAGAUAACAAGUAUCUGCGAGUGAGAGACAAACGGGCAAACGGAUCAACGAACGGAAGAACGAGAGAGAGAGAGAGAAAGAGAGAGCAAGCAGCGCCAUCAAGUAGCGUGAUAAAAUGAAUCGCGAGAGGCGACUGUGAAGGGUCAACCGAUCAAGUUCACAAUCUAGAGCCGACCAACCACCAGCCGUCUACGGGUAUCACGUCCACGCACGGGUGGAAAUUAAAUUACAAUCGGAGUAUUCCGCGGGCCACGCACCCGUGGAUCACCGGCCGGUUGGGGUCUCAACCCCCUUCUCUCCCCCCCCCUUCUCUACCUUCCCCCCGGAAAGUCGGCUGCGAGGUUGACGACAGCCGACGGCGGCGGUGGCGGCCGCGGCAGCGACGACGAUUAACCAGAAGGACGAGUGUUUGACGACGACGAUUCGAAGUCUAGGUUUCUAGGAGAAUAUAGGGCGCCGAGAGAGAGGCGGUUGCGAGAAGAAAAAAAACUGCCAGAGGACUCGCGUGAGUUUCUUACGUAGGAAAUAACCAUUUUUGCAUAAACAAUGGCAGCGUUACCACGAAGGAUCAUUAAAGAAACUCAAAGAUUAAUGCAAGAACCAGUUCCUGGUAUCAGUGCAGUGCCAGAUGAUACAAAUGCUAGAUAUUUUCAUGUAAUAGUAACGGGACCUGAAGAUUCGCCAUUCGAAGGUGGAUUAUUUAAGCUCGAAUUGUUCCUACCAGAAGAUUAUCCAAUGUCUGCACCGAAAGUUAGGUUUAUAACAAAAAUAUAUCAUCCAAAUAUAGACAGAUUGGGCAGGAUUUGCCUGGAUAUCCUCAAGGACAAGUGGAGUCCAGCGCUUCAAAUUAGAACAGUUUUGCUGUCUAUACAGGCGCUUUUGAGCGCACCGAAUCCCGACGAUCCGUUGGCAAACGAUGUAGCUGAUCUUUGGAAAGUCAAUGAGAGCGAAGCGAUACGUAAUGCCAAAGAAUGGACUCGAAGAUACGCUAUGGACAACUGAUCUCAGCCUUGUCAAAUCGCCCACGACGAAGCAAAGCGACGUUACUCCUACUUUUCCCAGACUUUUCGUCACCUUAUCUGCACCAACUGCGUAUCCGGCACCUGUGUCCACAAUUUUGCUAUAAAAAUAAUAAAAGUUUUGUAAGAGUAAAA
Molecule: messenger RNA, 1313 nt
Organism: Trachymyrmex septentrionalis
Lineage: Eukaryota; Metazoa; Arthropoda; Insecta; Hymenoptera; Formicidae
Product: ubiquitin-conjugating enzyme E2 N
Exons: 3
Coding region: 706-1161 (151 amino acids)
Source: RefSeq, a predicted model, not a curated record